This is a messenger RNA of Sceloporus undulatus (fence lizard), 5381 nucleotides long. It is a transcript of the gene FRMD4B, whose product is annotated as FERM domain containing 4B. The record is from RefSeq and is a predicted model, not a curated record. Gene Ontology annotation, biological process: establishment of epithelial cell polarity. The transcript is spliced from 24 exons. Bases 364 to 3303 code for a protein of 979 amino acids. NCBI's taxonomy places the organism in Eukaryota, Metazoa, Chordata, Lepidosauria, Squamata, Phrynosomatidae. Gene Ontology annotation, cellular component: bicellular tight junction; adherens junction; cytoskeleton.
CCUGGCUGCUGUUCGGGGAGGCUCCCUGUGGGUCCCUCCCUGCCUCCCUGCCAGGCAGCCCCCGGGGAGGCAGAGCCGUGGCAGGGAGCGGAGGGCUGGGCUGGCACUAUUGUGGGGCAUUCUUAUUGUGGCGAGAGGGAUGGGAUCUGCCCCCCUCGCCUUGCCUUCCCUCCGCAGUCGGUGCGUGUGGCGGCGGGAGAAGGAGCAGCCCCUCAAGAGCCCCUCGGCUGGGCUCCUCGGAAAGAUGAAUAAAGGCAAACAGAUGAAAUAAUUAGAAGGAUGAAAAAGGUGCACAUAUUAAUGGAAGGCUGAAGAAUAUUGCAGUGAGAAUCAAGUUGGCAGGAGCCUGUGGCUAAGAUAAAAAUGACAGAAGGGAGACACUGUCAGGUACAGCUUCUGGAUGACAGAAAAUUGGAGCUGCUGGUUCAGCCUAAACUGUUAUCUCGGGAAUUGUUGGAUCUGGUAGCUUCACAUUUCAACCUGAAAGAGAAGGAAUAUUUUGGAAUAACAUUCAUAGAUGAUACGGGUCAGAAUAUCUGGCUACAGUUAGAUCACAGAGUUCUAGAUCAUGAUUUGCCCAAGAAACCUGGACCAGCAACUUUGUUUUUUGCAGUCAGAUUUUACAUUGAAAGUAUUUCCUUUCUGAAGGACAAGACCACAGUAGAACUUUUUUUCCUGAAUGCAAAGUCAUGUGUGAAUAAGGGGCAUAUUGAGGUGGAAAGUGAGACAGUCUUCAGAUUAGCUGCUUUGAUUUUACAGGAAGCUAAAGGAGACUAUUCAAGUGAUGAAAAUGCAAGAAAAGAUCUAAAGAACCUGCCUGUCUUUCCAACUAAGACUCUUCAGGAACACCCUUCACUUGCAUACUGUGAGGACAGAGUGAUUGAAUACUAUAUAAAAAAUAAGGGUCUGACCAGAGGACAAGCAAUUGUUCAGUACAUGAAAGUGGUUGAAGCCCUGCCUACUUAUGGAGUCCAUUAUUAUGGAGUAAAGGAUAAACAAGGAAUCCCUUGGUGGCUUGGGAUCAGUUAUAAAGGAAUUGGCCAGUACGAUUUACAAGAUAAAGUCAAGCCCAGGAAAUUAUUUCAAUGGAAACAACUGGAGAAUCUCUAUUUCCGUGAAAAGAAAUUUGCUGUUGAGGUUCAUGAUCCUCGUAGAAUUUCAGUGUCAAGAAGGACUUUUGGACAGAGUGGCCUCGUAGUGCAAACCUGGUAUGCGAACACUUCUCUGAUCAAAUCCAUCUGGGUUAUGGCAAUCAGUCAACAUCAGUUUUACUUGGACAGAAAACAAAGCAAAGCAAAAAUUCCCUCAGCCAGAAGUUUGGGUGAUAUUGCAAUGGACCUCACAGAUAUGGGAACACCAAAAGUUUCAAAACUAGCAGCUUUGGAAGCAAAGAAUCAACUUAUAAUGGCCAGCAAUGGUAGUUUAAUCUCUUCAGGGUCUCAAGAUUCGGAGGUCAGUGAGGAGCAAAAGAAAGAGAAAAUCUUAGAACUGAGAAAGAAAGAAAAGCUUUUACAGGAAAAGCUUCUGCAGAAAGUGGAGGAGCUGAAGAAAAUCUGCCUACGGGAGGCGGAGAUCACUGGGAAAAUGCCAAAAGAAUAUCCUCUGAACACAGGAGAGAAACCUCCUCAGGUCAGAAGGCGUGUUGGCACAGCAUUUAAAUUGGAUGACAAUUUACUUCACUGUGAAGAGGACCCAGCUUUGCAGAAUCUGGAGAGCAACUUUCUCAUACAACAGAAGCUGGUGGAAGCUGCUAAGAAGCUCGCUGGUGAGCCAGACCUGUGCAAAAAUGUGAAAAAGAAAAGGAAGCAGGAGUAUGUGGAAGCAGUGAAAAAGCUUCAAGAAAUUGAGAACUCCAUUAAUGAAUAUAGGAUCAAGUGUGGGAAGAAACCUGCUCAGAAGGCAACCUUGACCUUACCAUCAGAGGACAUCAUUCCAUCUGAGAGCAGCUCUUUGUCUGAUACAACAACAUUUGAUGAUGGCAAUGAUUCCCUUGCUGUGCCAAGCCAAAGAACAAACUCUGUGCCCCUUUCUCCAAAAACUCCACCACCCAAAUCACUUGGGGUAGAGAGAAUACAUCUCAGAAAGUCUUCCAUGAAUGAGCAACUCUUGGACUCCAGGCACUCCAGAGAUCCGUUGUCAACACAUAGCAGUCCAUACAGAACUGUAGAGAGACAACAACAUGGUGGAAGAAGUAUGCCCACAACACCAGUUCUCACACGCAAUGCAUACAGUAGCACACAUUUGCGGCCAGAUCGCUCCCCCCAGCACUGCAGACAGCGGAGUGGCAGCUUAGAGUCCCAGACGAACACAUUGUCUGAGAUGGCUAGUGAAAAACCAGUGUUCAACCUUUCAAAAUCACAGAGAAGCAGCAGUACAGAAAUUCUAGAUGAUAGGUCAUCCUACACUAGCCAAUCAAGUGCAGAAUACUAUUGUGUAACCCCGAAUCCAAGCCCGUAUUAUACCACCCAGACCCUUGACAACCGUACAAGGAACAGGAGACGGUCCAAGAAACAAAACAUUUCUGCUUCCAGUUCAGGAAGCAUGCCAAAUCUAGCCCAAAAGGACAUCCGUAAUGGUGUCUACCCAAAGUCUCAAGGACAGACAUCAAACAAUUGCUACAUUACUGGCUAUGCCCCUUACCUGGAGUGUGAUGUGUAUUUCAACGGGGGUUAUGUGUACGAGAAUGGCACAGAGGGCCAGUACACGGUCAACCCUUCCUACCGUUCAUCAGCACACUAUGGAUAUGAGCGGCGCUAUCGGGAAUUCAGGUCUUUCCAUGAAGAUGAGAUGGAAAGAGUUCCACACAAUCCAUAUGCUACCCUGCGCCUGCCACGGAAGCCAUCUGUGAAAGCUGAGCACAUCACCAAAAAUAUUCACAAGGCCUUAGUAGCUGAGCAUCUUCGUGGCUGGUACCAUCGUGCCUCUGGGCAGAAAGACCACGGCCAUGGCCUGCAGGCAGGCUUCGACACUGACCGAGGUUCACAAAGGAGCCUGGGCUUUGCUGGACUGCAGGUGCCAUGUUGUCCAAGCAGUCGUGCGUCAUCUUUCUCUUCAGCAUCUUCUGCAAACACCUCUGGGAAUUGGCGGAAUCCAAUUGCACUUGGACUGUCUGAUUACGACACCCUGUCUCAGUCUUCUUACCGCAGCUGUUAUGGGAGCAUGUAUGGCAGCAACCCACAGCAGAGCAGGACAUAUGCUGAUACAAGUGAGCUGGGUGACAGGAACCAAGUGGAAGGCAACUUGCAAGACAGUGAGCAAAGACUAUUCUGGCAUGAAGAUUCAAAGCCUGGGACUUUAGUGUGAACUAGCCAUUGCUUCCAUUACCUUUAUGUGCCUUGCACCUUAUGCUCUUCCUAUAAAAAUAAGCUUCCUGGUGCAACUCAAAAAGGAGGAUCAUUAUGGAAAGAUAAAAAUUGUUCAGUGAAAGAAAGCUACAAAAAUCUUACCCAUUCUAGCACAAAAGUAUGAAUCCAAAUAACACAGAAGAAGAGGAGGCACCUCAGCAGCCUGGCUGUAACUCUCCUCCACUACCCCCAAAUGGUUAAAGUAUUUUUGGAAGGCACUUUUUUUCAAGCAGAUGGAAGUUGCUGAUAUUACAAACAUCCAAAAAUGUGAAAAGGAGAUUCCUAUGGGGACCGUUUUAGGAGCACAAUUCAGUGGAAAAACAAAUCACAGUGUUUGGAAUCACUUCUGCCAGAGCAUCUGCUUGAUCAAGUUUGUGACCUGUUGAUGGGCAAAGUGAUGUGAAUGGAACAGAAGAGUGUCUGAGAUUACAGCUACUUGAAGGAUGUUUGUGUUUUUAAACAGUAUUUUGAAUGAAGUUAAAAUGUUUUUUAAGGUUUGCUGGCUUAAACGUGCUUACUCUAAGCACAAGGAGGGGGGAAAUGAACGGUAGUUGCACAUUGCAAUGUACUACAUAAAUCUGAGCCUACAGAAUGAUUCUUUUCUGGACAAUGGGAAUUCAAUUUUUCCAGUUUUUCAAUGUCUGUUCAUUUAUGCAAGAAUGCAUGCAAGUUUCACAGCAGCAUGUGUUGGGAAAUACUUGUUAUACUUCCAGACAAGGAUUUGGUAGUGCAGUUGCCCUGCUUUGAGGAAUUUUAUGGGAGAUUCAGACAAUGCCAUCUUUCAUUUUCAGUCUUUGCAUGUUUUCCCACUCCUUUUUUUUCUGUCUUUUUUCUUUCCAUAAAAUAUAUUAAGGAGGAAAAGAUGGCGUAAUAUUUUAGGGUUGGUACUCCUCCAUCAUGAAGCCUCCUUUGUUUUGGUAUGAGCUACAGAAUGAGCUACCAAUGUAACAAGAUGUCCAAUAUAUUGAACAGUUUGGUUAUAUUGGCCAGUAUUAUUCAUGCUUUUGAGAUGGAUGCAAAUACAUUUAACAGUAAAACCAAGAUGGUGCCUUAAAAUCAAAGGGCAUUAUAAUUGUGAAAUAUAUGUUACCUGAAAAACAGGUGCACUAUUUUGUUCCAUGCCCCAAUCAAUAAAGUCAAGAGCAUGUCCACUGCUCUUCCACUGGAGCUUUCUGGCCUUCAAAAUGUGAUCUCUGUUGUUUGUCUGUUGACCAGAGGACAAAGCGUAAGAGGAAAGAACAUGUGGAUUUAGUCCAGGCCACAGGUUGAAUUGGACUGAGAGCUGACGGUGUAGAUCACAUGUGGCCCCACAUCACUGUAGGAUCUAAUCUGUGAUUGGAAGCUUUUUUCCAGAUGUGGGCUGACUUCUAAAGACUAAAGUAACUAAGUGCUAAGUAGCAUCUUUGCUAACUCAGUGGAUUUUGGUUUGGGGUUUGUUUGCAAAAAGAAAAAAAAUGAAUGAUCAGCUGCAGGUUUCAUCUGGGAGGGAUCAACCUACCUCAUAUCAUCUGCCUGUAGGAACAAAUUAGCUAAAGAUUAUCUAUGUAAUUUUGCAAACUGUCUAUGAAGAUACUUGUUUCUCAGCUAUAUUGUGCUUCAGGAUGCUAUACAAUGGUGCUGUUCAAGGAUCUUUUUUUAAAAAAAAAUGUAGAAUGCAUCACUCCUUGUUCAUAUUGUGAAUAAGUGGUUUCUGGAAAACAGUUUUUGGACCUUUUUUUACUGAUGCUUCCAAAGCAUAUAAGAAGAAUUCUAUAAAUAGAUACACACAUACUUAUGUACACAUACACACACACAUAUACAUAUGUAUAUAUAUAUCCACAGAGAAGUUUUUAAUUUGUUAAGCUGGUCCUUAGUCAUUUGUAUUAUUAGAAUUAACGUUUGGAAUAAGAAUGGAAAAUUAAAGCAAAAUUAAUUUAUUUCUUUUGUGCAUAUUUGUAUAGCCUUUUAGAAAGAAGAUCUUUUUUGCUUAUUCUUUUACUGCUCCUGACUUUUUUAAAAGGCCUAUGGUUUUGUAUAGGUCAAUAAACUUAAAAAUAU